AUGCAUUUCCUACUAAAAUAUUCUGGAGCGCUUCCUAAUUUCCCUACUUCAUAUGCUGCUUUGUUAAGAAUUAAAAAGAGUUCAUCUUCAUCCCUCUUUGGUUCAAAGACCAGACUGCGAUACAGUAAUCCUUUAUUAGGAACACUGAAUGUUUCUUCACCAAGUUGGCGAGGAACAGCUCAACAUUAUUAUUCCCCCAUCAAUCUUUAUCAUCCCUCAGAUGCCUUCAAACAAGAUGAAAGUGUGGACUAUGGGCCAGUGUUUGUACAAGAACCAGAAGAUAUAAUUUUCCCGACUGAUUCCGAUGAAAAGAAAGUAGCAUUGAACUGUGAAGCUCGUGGCAACCCAGUUCCCAAUUACAGAUGGCUUCGAAAUGGAACAGAAAUAGAUUUGGAAAGUGAUUAUCGCUACAGUUUGAUCGACGGGACUUUCAUUAUAAGUAAUCCAAGUGAAGCAAAGGAUUCUGGUCAUUAUCAGUGUUUAGCAGCCAACACUUUCGGAAGUAUUCUUAGUAGAGAAGCCGUACUUCAAUUUGCCUAUCUGGGAAAUUUUAGUGGCCGGACAAGAAGUGCAGUCUCUGUGAGGGAAGGCCAGGGGGUUGUUCUGAUGUGCUCUCCUCCGCCUCAUUCACCAGAGAUCAUCUAUAGCUGGGUAUUUAAUGAGUUCCCUUCCUUUGUGGUGGAGGACAGCCGGCGGUUCAUUUCCCAAGAGACAGGCAAUCUGUAUAUUUCUAAAGUCCAAUCAUCAGAUGUUGGCAGCUAUAUUUGUCUGGUGAAAAACACAGUGACUAACGCUCGAGUACUUAGUCCUCCAACGCCACUCACUCUACGUAAUGAUGGUGUGAUGGGAGAAUAUGAGCCGAAAAUUGAGGUCCAUUUUCCUUUCACAGUUACAGCUGCUAAGGGAACAACUGUUAAGAUGGAAUGCUUUGCACUUGGCAACCCAGUUCCAACAAUCACAUGGAUGAAGGUUAAUGGUUAUAUUCCUAGUAAGGCACGUCUGCGGAAAUCUCAGGCAGUCCUGGAAAUACCCAAUGUUCAGCUGGAUGAUGCAGGCCUAUAUGAGUGCAGAGCUGAAAACUCACGUGGAAAAAAUUCCUUUCGUGGACAGUUACAAGUAUACACUUAUCCACACUGGGUGGAAAAACUGAAUGACACUCAGCUGGACAGUGGGAGCCCUCUUCGAUGGGAAUGCAAGGCUACUGGAAAACCCCGACCCACAUACCGUUGGCUGAAGAAUGGAGUGCCCCUCUUGCCUCAGAACAGGAUUGAGAUGGUUAAUGGAUUAUUGGUGAUCCACAAUGUGAAUCAGUCGGAUGCUGGAAUGUAUCAGUGUUUGGCCGAAAAUAAAUAUGGAGCCAUUUAUGCAAGUGCUGAGCUGAAAAUUCUAGCUUCGGCUCCUACUUUUGCAUUGAAUCAACUGAAGAAAACAAUAAUUGUUACCAAAGACCAAGAAGUCAUCAUAGAGUGCAAACCUCAAGGCUCUCCAAAACCAACCAUCUCUUGGAAAAAGGGAGACAAAGCAGUGAGAGAGAAUAAAAGAAUAGCUAUUCUUCCAGACGGAAGUCUACGGAUCCUAAAUGCUUCUAAAUCUGAUGAGGGAAAGUACGUUUGCCAAGGGGAAAACAUCUUUGGUUCUGCUGAAAUCAUAGCCUCAGUAUCUGUAAAAGAACCUACAAGAAUAGAACUUACUCCUAAAAGAACAGAGUUAACAGUGGGAGAAAGCAUUGUCCUUAAUUGCAAAGCAAUUCAUGAUGCUAGUUUGGAUGUUACUUUCUACUGGACAUUAAAAGGACAGCCUAUUGAUUUCGAGAAAGAAGGUGGACAUUUUGAAAGCAUCAGGGCCCAAGCAUCCUCUGCAGAUUUAAUGAUCAGGAACAUCCUUCUGAUGCAUGCUGGGAGAUAUGGCUGCAGGGUACAGACCACAGCAGACAGUGUGUCAGAUGAGGCAGAACUUCUGGUUAGGGGUCCCCCAGGCCCACCAGGCAUAGUGAUUGUUGAGGAAAUCACAGAAAGCACAGCCACACUGUCCUGGAGCCCAGCGGCUGACAACCACAGCCCAAUCUCCUCCUACAACCUGCAGGCUCGAAGCCCAUUCUCCCUGGGCUGGCAAAGAGUAAAAACAAUCCCAGAAAUUAUAACAGGGGACAUGGAGUCAGCUAUGGCAGUAGACCUUAACCCUUGGGUGGAAUAUGAAUUUAGAGUGGUGGCCACCAAUCCAAUUGGGACUGGAGAUCCAAGCACCCCAUCUCGAAUGAUCCGCACAAAUGAAGCAGUUCCAAAGACAGCACCCACCAACGUAAGUGGAAGAAGUGGAAGAAGGCAUGAGUUAGUCAUAGCCUGGGAGCCAGUAUCUGAAGAGUUUCAGAAUGGGGAAGGCUUUGGCUAUAUUGUGGCUUUCAGGCCCAAUGGAACACGUGGCUGGAAGGAAAAAAUGGUGACAUCCUCUGAAGCUUCAAAAUUCAUUUAUCGAGAUGAAAGUGUUCCUCCUCUUACUCCCUUCGAAGUGAAGGUUGGUGUUUAUAACAAUAAAGGAGAUGGACCUUUCAGUCAGAUUGUGGUUAUCUGCUCAGCUGAAGGAGAACCCAGUGCUGCUCCCACAGAUGUCAAGGCUACAAGUAUGUCUGUGUCAGAGAUUCUUGUUGCAUGGAAACAUAUUAAAGAGAGUCUAGGAAGACCACAAGGAUUUGAGGUUGGUUAUUGGAAGGACAUGGAACAAGAAGAUGCAGCAGAAACAGUCAAAACUAGAGGGAAUGAGUCCUCUCUCAUUCUGACAGGAUUAGAAGGAAAUACUUUAUAUCACUUCACGGUGAGGGCUUAUAAUGGAGCUGGAUAUGGGCCACCUAGCCGUGAAGUGAGUGCAACCACCAAGAAAUCCCCCCCUAGUCAAGCACCCAGCAAUCUCAGGUGGGAACAGCAAGACUCUCAACUUUCUCUGGGCUGGGAACCAGUCAGACCAUUGGCCAAUGAAUCUGAAGUCACGGGCUACAAGGUUUUUUAUAGGCAAGAGGGGCACAGCAAUAGUCAAGUUAUUGAAACACAGAAACCUCAAGCAGUAGUACCACUGCCGGAUGCUGGAGUCUAUAUUAUUGAAGUUCGAGCAUACAGUGAAGGAGGGGAUGGGACAGCUAGUACCCAAAUUAGGGUACCAUCCUAUUCAGGUGGGAAAAUCACUAGUGCCCAGUCGACCCUCCACACACUCUCCCCAUCUUCAUCAUCGGUAACAUUGCUCUUGGCAUUGAUGAUUCCCUCAACUUCUUUGUGAAAACUACAGACUUACCUUGCUUUGCUUUGCUUUAGACUGAAUAUAGCAGUGAAUAGAGUGUAGUGUAAGUGGAGACACAGGACCCUGAGAUGAGCUUUAAA
Molecule: messenger RNA, 3365 nt
Organism: Enhydra lutris kenyoni (northern sea otter)
Lineage: Eukaryota; Metazoa; Chordata; Mammalia; Carnivora; Mustelidae
Product: contactin 5
Exons: 23
Coding region: 1-3264 (1087 amino acids)
Biological process (GO): brain development; cell-cell adhesion
Molecular function (GO): cell-cell adhesion mediator activity
Source: RefSeq, a predicted model, not a curated record